Messenger RNA from Morchella sextelata, 1113 nucleotides. RefSeq lists its product as uncharacterized. The coding region runs from base 1 to 1113 and encodes 370 amino acids. NCBI's taxonomy places the organism in Eukaryota, Fungi, Ascomycota, Pezizomycetes, Pezizales, Morchellaceae. The record is from RefSeq and is a predicted model, not a curated record. The transcript has a single exon.
AUGUCGCGCACAACCUCCAAACAGAUCGCUACAGCCCCCGUCACGGCUCCUGACCCUGCUUCCGUGAUGACAAUUGAAGAGCAGGCGCGCCGCUACCGAGCGCUCGUUAAAUCGCACAGACAGCUUGAGGCUCGGUUACGCGAGGAGCAGCGUCUGGCAGAAUGGUGGAAGGAACGCGUCGGUGCUCUUGAUAAGCGUUGUCGCGAUGUCAACACUGAGCUACGGGUGGCGCUGGACCAGAAGCGGGCGCUGAUGAAGACGGUGAGGUUCUUGAAGACUGAGGUUGGGCAUCUUUGGAGGUGCCGGUUGGUGGAGGCAAACCAGAUCAAAGAUACGAGCGCCGACUUAGACGCGUUCCUACAAGCGGCGGAAAAAGAGCUGGGUGUUGCGAAGGCUAGCUGGGCCCUCGAUAAAUGGAGAGGGGAAGAGAAUGAGGAUCCAGACAGACAUCUUACAAGCUUAAAAGGGACUGAAGAAGCCCAGACAGACUCACAGGCCAAGGAUCCCGCGAUAAAAGCACUCAUACAAACUUUAUGGAGCGUGCAGUCCGAGGACUCAAUAAUCUCAGAAAAGAGUUCAGUGUGCGAAUGUGAUUCUUCAAGAACUCUCAAGGCGCUGUUCCCACGAAGUGAUGAGAAGGCAAGAGCUAUUGAAGAAGAGCAGCCAGACCCAUUAACUGAGAUGCUCCUCCGUCGGAGAUCUAGAAAAGGCCGAAGUGGAAACGGCACUGCGGAGGAGAUGAGAGUGACUACGCCGAUUGCUGUCGACCAGGCGCCUGCCAUUCCUACAGUAGUCAGAACACCUGUGAACUCAUCAAAUAUACAAAAGUCUACUAGAGGCAGCGCAUCUCGGCAACUGGGAGCAUCGCCUGUUACAGCAUCACCGGCUACAACUUCAUCGAUUACAGCAUCACCACCAGUCACGGAUUCACCUAUCACGCCUUUUGUUGAAGCUCAGACCCCAGAGGCGCUCUCAAAAGCGAGGAAAGAACAUAAACAGGCGCUGAGAAUGAAAUUAAAAGCUACAAGAGAAAAGGUUGAAGGAAUACGGCGAGAGAACGGUGUUCUGGAAGGGCUUCUUAUAGCAGACCGUACCGAUGGGACGAGAGGCUAG